AGAUGUAUUCUCAGCCGAGAUGUAACUACCCUAUGAAAUGCCCAUCGCAAUUCAGUUGCGAGCACGUUCGGAGCGAGGGCUUCAGAGCGAGGGCUUCCGUAACUGCAAGCUGAAGCCGCCUCGAAGUGUCGAAUCCUCUUCGAGGCAAGUUCAAAGGAGCCGUUAAGACUUGUUGAUGUCGAAGAUUGUCGAUCUAUAGAUUGAAGCAAGAGGCACCCUUCCCUGCUCAUAGUUUCUCUUGCAGUGCGGGGAUUGAUGGAAAAUGCGCCUUUGCACGGGAAAGGUGUGCGUGUACAAUGUUGCCUAUAGUCUAUGCAGCCGCGUCUCCUAUGCUGUCUUUUUGAUUACGCUCCUGAUUGCUGUCUUUUCAAGGAAUGAUGGGUUUAAUUUGCAAAUCCGGACAUCCGUGUUGUCUCCUCCGCAUCUGCCCAGCUGUGAAGGGAAAGGGAAUAUACAAGGAGAAGACGUAGUGAAAAUGUAUUCCAUGCAGUCAGAUAGGUAGCCUAUAUUGCUAUUCAUUAGAUAUAGACACGUUUGAUAUUUAGCCUGCUUUUUGGUGUUGUAGCCUAUUGAUCUUACUGACAUUUAUUGUCUAAUAUUUGACUCUCCAAGAUGAAUGGCCGUUUCAGGAGCAGUGUUGCAUAGUCUAUUACAUGGUCAGCUCGGCUAAUGUGUCUUCGUAUACAUUGUGUUCUCCUGUGCUGUACUCUAGUGAGAGUGUCCGUCGUCCCGACAGUGAUAAUCACCCACAGAAUCGCUUUUGUUUGUUGGACGGCUGGCGACACAUACACUCAACACUGUGUGGCUGCCGUUGUCCAGGGUGCUGAGUUCUGAAUCCAGCCCCGGUCUCCAGGAGGAGAGGAGGGAGGGAAGGAAGACAAAAAGAGUAGAGGUCGGAGUGUGGGAAGGGGAGGCUACAACAUACACUGGACAUUUAGGAGGAGAUGGAAGUGAAAAAGUCAUCCAAUUAACUGAAAAUCAAUACGCAUAUAUGACUGAUGAGCUCUCUCUUUCGGACUGAACCGUCUAGCCACCACCAUGGGACUGUGACCUGAGCUGCGAGCGACUAGAGGCGGUUGUUUAUGUGGUCUGUGCUUCGUGUGCGGACGGAGUGCGGACCGGACCUGAGCAGCACUGAGACAUUGAGCUAUGGCAGCGGCUAUCGCCAGCGGUCUGAUCCGGAAGAAGAGGGAAGCACGGGAGCAGCAUGUAGACCGACCACCCCAGAACAGGCGGAGGAAGAGUCCCAGUAAGAACAAGGGGCUCUGCAAUGGAAACCUGGUAGACAUCUUCUCCAAAGUGCGUAUCUUCGGGCUGAAGAAGAGGAGACUACGGAGACAAGAUCCCAAACUCAAGGGUAUAGUGACCAGGUUAUAUUGCAGGCAGGGAUACUACUUGCAAAUGAACUCAGAUGGCUCUCUUGAUGGGACCAAGGAUGACAACAGUAACUCCUCUUUGUUUAACCUCAUUCCUGUGGGCAUCCGAGUUGUUGCAAUUCAGUCCGUGAUGACAGGGUUAUACAUCGCCAUGAACGGGGAGGGCCAUCUGUACACAUCAGAACUCUUUACGUUGGAAUGCAAGUUCAAAGAGUCUGUGUUUGAAAACUACUAUGUGAUCUACUCGUCGAUGCUGUACAGGCAACAGGAGUCAGGGAGGGCUUGGUUCCUGGGACUCAACAAAGAGGGCCAAGCCAUGAAAGGUAAUCGAGUGAAGAAAACAAAACCAGCUGCUCACUUCCUGCCCAAGCCAUUAGAAGUUGCUAUGUACAGAGAGCCAUCGUUGCAUGACGUAGGAGAGACCAAAGCUCCCAAAACCGCCGUCCCUCCCAAUAAAAACACAACCGAGCCCCCAGUGAUGAAUGGAGGCAAACCAGUCAGCAAGAGUACUACUACUGCUACUACAACUACUUCUGCUAGGCCUCACACAUAGCCACACCUCACCUUACAUGUGUGUGCAGGGAAGGGUGUGAAGUGGGGGAAUACGAUGGAGGCAGGGAUUCUCCCUACUGGACUCCGAACCUGCACUGUCUUUCUUCUGUGGAUCAGAUCCAGGCAAUCCCUCUUUCCUUCCUUUCUUCUCCUCCUCAUCUUCUCUCUCUUUAACUCAUCAAUGGUGGAUCAAUCCGGAAAGGUGUUCGUCGACUUCCCCCUCCCUCUACUAAAAAGGAAGGAAGAGUGACUCUGACCAUGGAAUGCCUGACCAAAUAAUGGAAUUCCUUUAUAAUCGUAACUGUGAGAAUCCAUGAGAAUGAUGUGUGUUACACGGCCACAUAGGAUACCAGUAACCCAAGACCAACCCCUCUACUUUAUGUCCUGUUGCAGCAGAGUCUGUGCGAGUCUAUUUCCUAUAACACAGUUCACCAGCUAUGGUCUGGGGUAAAUGCUGUACAAAUAUAGUAAAAGGAAAUGUGGAUUGUCAUCCUCUAUUUUUUUACAAUUACGUUCUCGUCUCUUUCUAUCUCUAUUAUCACACUUUUCUCUUUGUCUAAUAACUUUUUUGCAGGGACAGUGUGUGGUUUUAUAAUACACACAGACACUGAAAUACACUCUUCCACACACACAUACACAAAAUUAGAUUCCACCGGUGGCUUGGUUCCAGGGACUCAUUUAGGAAGACUGGUGUUUGGGAAGCACUGCAGAUACAUACACUCUCACACAACGUCUACAUCAAGGGGAGAGUCAGAAUCUCAGGCUGCUAGUUGUUUGUUUACGGCUCGAUAAAAAAAACACUGGAGCCUGGUGGAUAGCUCCUGCAAUCAUAGCUGACGAAGUGCUAAUUACCACCAUUGCAAUCAAUGCUAGGAUCCCACAAACAUACAUAGACACACAAAUGCUUGUGUGUGUGGGAGAGCGCUUUAACAAGCGGUGUAUACAUAUCACUAUCCGAUCCCACCAGCGGUAAGCUCUGCCUCGUCUGGUAGGUAACUAGGAAACUAAGGUCUAUUUUUCCUUAAUUCUUAUUUUGGAGCGUGGACUCUAGGAAUAUCUAUAGGCCUUGUAGGCUUCUGUCCCUCAUUCACUGAGUUCUCUGAGAAACAGGCUAGGCUAGUGGCUCAGAAAAAAUGUUUCAAGCCCAAAAGAGGCAGCAAUUUUAUAAUCAACCAUUUUACAUACAACUCUACUCGAGGUUUGGAUUGGAAAGCGGCUGAACGGGUGUGGGUGCCACUGAUCGGGUGCAUCUCCAUUCUUUUCAGCAAACUAUAAAAGGUUAGUAUUGUGUUCUCUUUUUUUCUUGCAGCAGCAAUGCAAGAGAUGGCUUAUAUUACAACUUUUCACAGUAUACAAAAAAUUAUUACAAAUAUUUAAAAAACUACUUUUUAAACAACUUAAUACCAGAGGAUUUUCUCCUAGCUCAGCAUGAAGAGUCCAGUGUCGCUCAUCUUGGCAUGUCACGUGCCCUGUUUAGACCUCAAUCCCUGGCAUGCAAAAACAUAUAUCCAGUCACGACUGGGUCUAAGGUGCCUCACCCACCAAACACAUCCAUUAGAGACCUAGUAGCAUAUUCACUCAACAACCUUCACAGACCACAGAGAUUGAUUCAUAAAGUUACCAAAGUAUCCAAUAAGUCAGAACAUCUUACGAUACCACAGUUGUUAUUGUGUAGAUCAAUAGCCAACAGUAGCCGACGGCAGUCGGAUUCUGACUAGAUUUUCCUGUUUUGUGUAUUUUUUUUUACUGUGACUUACCAUAUGGUUAAUUUUCACAAACAUAAUCCUAUUGAUUAAUCAAUUCUCUGUUGGCCUUCUCGAUGAACCUCUGAAAGGUCUUGAUUGAUCUCGUGUUCAUAUGAAUCGAUGUUUCGGCAUACCUAGAACCAUUUGCAUGCAUGUUUUUCUACAAGGGAAUGUGUGAUAAUGGAAAGGUACUGUUCAGACCUACUUGUGAGUGUGGAGUUGUUUGUGACUCGAAAUAGCAUGUUGUUAGGCACAUUCCUACUUCCACUGGAGCUAGAGUACUUCACAGCACUUUCAGUUCAGAGUCCUGAUCUGAUCAUGACUGUUAGCAAUUUAUCAGCUGAUAAAUUGCUAACAAACUUGUCUUGAUUCAAGGAUUUUCAUAAUAGUUUUGAUAGACGAUUUAGAAUGUUGAUAAGUAGACUGAAGCUACUGUAUGCUGCUAAAAUUGCUAGUAUAUUAAGAGAUUCAUUUGACUAUAUAGUUUAUUGGGAUUUUGAGAUACUAGUUUCUAGGGGAUUUUGAAACAGAUUGUUAAUUAGACUUAAAAACACUUGUCUGUACAAAGCUACAUUAAUGCUAUUAUAACAAUGUCGCACUAUACACAAAGGAGCUGAAAUCAUUUUAAUUAUCUUUAGGGCUGGUGUCCCUCUUCCACAUGACACCCAUGUCGCAUCCCAAAUGAUACCUUAUUUUUUACAUUUGUCCACUACUUUUGACCAGAGCCAGAUGGGCCCUGGUCAAAAGUAGUGCACUAAAUAGGGAAUAGGGUGCCAUUUGGGAUGUAGCGCCAGUCAUUUCCCCACAUCAUAAUGAACUCUACGUGCUAGGCUACCCAAGCCCCUGCAGACCAGUUGACUUGUUCUUCGAAGGUGGAACUUUAUUUUUGUAAAUGACUGAUGUGUGUAAAAAUGCAUCUGUUUUAUCGCUCUAGACGCCAUCUUGUUUGUUUUGAUCCUACUGUAUACGGGUCGUGUGUGAUGUCGUUUUCCUGAUCCUUCCAAAACAGUUGUCACUCAAAAAAUAUUUUCCCUUUUCUCUCUGUCAACAAAUUUGUCGAAAUGUAGAUGGAGGAGAUGUUUGUUACAUGUGUUUUGGUUUAGUUUUUCAAUCACAUAGUUUGCCCGUUGUCUCAUCUGUUGCAUGGGGAGAGGAUGGCAUUGAUGAACUGCAUGUAGUAGGCUAUGUGUAUCAAGAACUGUUGGUAUGUACUGCACAUUUUACAUAUAUGCAACAAGUUUGUGUUUGUUGUAUACACAUAUACAACAUAUUGAAUAAAAUAUUUAUAUAAAGGUGUGACUAAUGUCAGUAACAUUAAUGCAAUAUAGUGUGCAGUAUAUCAUUGCACCUGUAAUUUUGAUGGGAUAAAUAAAAACGAGAGUUUAGCUAGUACUAAAAAGCAUGAAAAAGCCAUAGUAGAAUUUUUUACAUUAAAGGUUUCUUUACUACUUCCUAUCAAUCAUGUUUUCAGGUAAAGGUUGGAUUCUCCAGUAAACACAACUCAUGUCCACUGAAACCACCUUCUGAAGUGACAUGAAUACCCAGCAUGCCACUAUAGAGCUAUGUGCGUUUUUUCUGUUUUUCUUGACACGACAUUCAAAAGAAAUUGGAAUUGUUAAGUGAGGGGGAAUUACCAUGCAUUGACUUGUGGUAGAAUAUUAUGAUGGUUGUGAUUGUUUUCAGCGAUGGAAUGGAAUAGGCAUUAUUAAAAUGAUUUAUAUAAAAAUAUAUACAAUUGCAAGGAUGCCCCUUGGAGACAUGUUAUGUAAUGUUAUAGCACAUUUAUACCCACAUACUGUAUGAUUAUGGUAAAAAUGUUGUGUCAAAUGGCACAUUCAAUGUUUUAAUAUAUAUAAAAAAGAACAUGCUCAAACGAUACUCCUGAUGAGUGCAGGGUAUUCUUUGUGUCCAAUUUGUGAUGAAGGACUUUCAACCCCAAAAACACACCACUGGUGAAAAUACCCCAAAUGGAAAUUAUCAUCUCCUCAC
This is a messenger RNA of Salmo salar (Atlantic salmon), 5662 nucleotides long. NCBI's taxonomy places the organism in Eukaryota, Metazoa, Chordata, Actinopteri, Salmoniformes, Salmonidae. The record is from RefSeq and is a predicted model, not a curated record.